Molecule: messenger RNA, 1706 nt
Organism: Cuculus canorus (common cuckoo)
Lineage: Eukaryota; Metazoa; Chordata; Aves; Cuculiformes; Cuculidae
Gene: B4GALT3
Product: beta-1,4-galactosyltransferase 3
Exons: 7
Coding region: 125-1456 (443 amino acids)
Biological process (GO): carbohydrate metabolic process; galactosylceramide biosynthetic process
Molecular function (GO): glycosyltransferase activity
Source: RefSeq, a predicted model, not a curated record
AUUGGCCCCGCCCCCUCGUCCCUGACUGACCGCUCACGCGCCCCCCAACCACGCUCCAAGAUGGCGGCGGCGGUGGUGGUGGCCGGGAGGGGCUGAGCGGAGCGAGCCCGCAGCCCCCCCCGCCAUGCUGCGGCGGCUGCUGGAGCGGCCCCGCUCGCUCGCCCUCUUGGUCGCCAGUCAGUUCGCCUUCAUCGCCUAUUUCUCGCUGGGGGGGUUCCGCACGCUGACGGCGCUCUUCGCCCGCGCCGCCGCGCCCGCCGUCGACUAUUCCCGCACCCACGAUGUCUACGCCAACCUCAGCCGCCUCCUGCCCCGGCGGCUCGACGGCGACCCCGCGCGCCCGCUGCCGCUCUGCCCCGAGCGCUCGCCCCUGCUCGUGGGGCCGCUGACCGUCAGCUUCAGCCGAGUGCCGACGCUGGAGCAGAUCCAGGCCAAGAACCCGGGGGUGUGGGAGGGGGGCCGCUAUCAGCCCCCCGACUGCGAGCCGCGCUCCCGCACCGCCGUCAUCAUCCCCCACCGCAACCGCGAGGCUCACCUGGGCCACCUCCUCUACUACCUUCACCCCUUCCUGCAGCGCCAGCAGCUCCGCUACGGCAUCUACGUCAUCCACCAGGCCGGAAACUCCACCUUCAACCGAGCGAAGCUGCUGAACGUGGGCGUGAAGGAGGCGUUGAAGGACGAAGAGUGGGAUUGUCUCUUCCUCCACGACGUUGACCUCAUCCCCGAGAACGACCACAACCUCUACACCUGCGACCCCUGGAACCCCAAACACGUCUCGGUGGCCAUGAACAAAUUCGGGUACAGCCUUCCGUACUCCCAAUAUUUCGGUGGAGUCUCGGCGCUGACCCCCGAUCAGUACAUGAAGAUCAAUGGGUUCCCCAACGAGUAUUGGGGUUGGGGCGGUGAGGACGACGACAUCGCCACCAGGGUGCGCCUGGCCGGGAUGAAGAUCGCCCGUCCGCCCAUCGCCAUCGGCCACUACAAGAUGGUCAAACACAAGAGCGACAAAGGCAACGAGGAGAACCCCCACAGGUUCGAUCUGCUGAUCCGCACGCAGCGGAUGUGGACUCAGGACGGGAUGAACUCGCUGACGUACACGCUGCUCGCCAAGGAGCUGCGCCCGCUCUACACCAACCUCACCGUGGACAUCGGCACCGACCCCCGCGGCCACCGGCCACCGGGCCACGAGGGCCACCGGCACCGCAGCAGCACCAGCCUGUUCCGCGAGGAGAUGCUGCGCCAGGCGCCGCGGGACGCAGCGCGGUGGGGCGAACAGGGGCUGCCGCGCGCCCCGCGCCUGCCCACGGCCACCGUGCCGCCGGCCAACCGCACCGGAUCCACGCUCACCAUCACCCAACGCAGCCCACCGAGCGUUGCCGACGCUCGCCGGGCCAACGGCGCGGCGCGGGACGAGGGGACGCUGGGUAACCAAAGCGAGCCGCGGCGCUUCCGUUAACACCGCAGCGCCGCACGGACUCUGCCGGGAAAGGGACUCUCAGCGGACGGUGAAGCGCAGCUCCGGAGAGACUGGGGGAGCGGCGAGCGCCGGGGCGGAGGGGGCACCCCAGAAGAAGGCGCCGGGGGUCCCCGUGCCCGGCGGCGGUGGCGGCCGCGGCCGCGCUGCGGCGUGCGGGUAUUUAUUCUAUUUAUGAGCCGCAAUCUGGACCUUUAUAAGGGUUUUUCAAUUAAAAAUACACUUUGUCCUA